UUAAAUUGCAUAAUUAUUGUGACCAUUGCUUUCACUUCAUUAGUGAAGAAAAGAAAACACUCUCCUCAACUCUUUGGUUACACUUUCAUUUUCUGCUCUUAAUAUUGGCCUAGUUCUAUUCCCUUAUUUUUCUUUUUUGUUUAGUUUAGCAGGUGUAGUCAUUAGUUAGAAAGAGAAAGGAAAAGUUAUGCCAGGAGGAGGCCCAGCACCCAAAGCAGAUGAGCCGCAACCACACCCACCAAAGGAUCAGCUACCCCAUGUUUCUUACUGCAUGACAAGCCCUCCUCCAUGGCCUGAGGCCAUUCUUCUUGGUUUUCAACAUUUUCUGGUGAUGCUCGGCACAACUGUGCUCAUUCCCACUGCUCUUGUUCCCCAGAUGGGAGGUGGCAAUGAGGAGAAGGCUAGAGUUAUUGAAACACUGCUUUUUGUAGCUGGGAUUAACACAUUGCUGCAAACACUGUUUGGAACUCGACUACCUGCAGUAAUUGGAGGGUCUUAUACCUUUGUUCCAACAACAAUCUCAAUAAUCCUUGCUGGCCGAUUCAGUAGUGAACCAGAUCCUAUAGAGAAAUUCAAAAGGAUAAUGAGGGCAAUCCAGGGUGCUCUUAUUGUUGCUUCAACUCUUCAAAUAGUGCUAGGCUUUAGUGGUCUCUGGCGUAAUGUUGCAAGGUUCUUAAGUCCACUUUCGUCAGUUCCUUUGGUAGCUCUUGUUGGUUUUGGGCUGUAUGAGUUAGGGUUCCCUGGGGUUGCUAAAUGUGUAGAGAUUGGACUACCUGAGCUUAUAUUGCUAGUAUUUGUUUCACAGUAUGUUCCCCAUGUGCUACCUUCAGGGAAGCAUAUCUUUGACCGUUUUGCUGUUAUAUUUACAAUUGUAAUUGUGUGGAUAUAUGCUCAUCUACUCACUGUUGGAGGGGCCUAUAACAAUGCUGCACCUAAAACACAGGCAUCAUGCCGCACUGAUCGUGCUGGACUUAUAGAUGCUGCUCCUUGGAUAAGAGUUCCAUAUCCCUUUCAAUGGGGAGCACCUUCAUUUGAUGCUGGUGAAGCCUUUGCCAUGAUGAUGGCAGCUUUCGUUGCUCUUGUAGAGUCCAGUGGAGCUUUCAUUGCUGUAUAUAGGUAUGCAAGUGCAACACCAUUGCCACCAUCUAUUCUUAGUCGAGGUAUUGGUUGGCAGGGAGUUGGCAUUCUGUUGUCAGGAUUGUUUGGAACAGUCAAUGGAUCUUCUGUAUCCGUAGAAAAUGCUGGUCUGCUGGCUUUGACACGCGUUGGAAGUAGAAGAGUGGUGCAAAUAUCGGCUGGAUUUAUGAUUUUCUUUUCAAUUCUUGGAAAAUUUGGAGCAGUUUUCGCUUCCAUCCCACCUUCCAUUAUUGCUGCCCUUUACUGCUUGUUCUUUGCUUAUGUUGGUGCGGGUGGUAUUAGUUUUCUUCAGUUCUGCAACCUCAACAGUUUUAGAACAAAGUUCAUAUUAGGCUUCUCUAUCUUUUUGGGAUUGUCUGUGCCACAGUACUUCAACGAGUACACAGCAAUUAAUGGUUUUGGCCCCGUCCACACAGGCGCAAGAUGGUUCAAUGAUAUAAUCAACGUUCCAUUCCAAUCAAAACCAUUUGUUGCGGGUGUUGUGGCAUAUUUUCUAGACAACACUUUGUAUAAGAAAGAAGCAAGUAUUAGGAAGGACAGAGGAAAACAUUGGUGGGACAAGUACAAGUCCUUCAAGGGCGACACAAGAAGUGAGGAGUUCUAUUCACUGCCUUUCAAUCUAAACAAGUACUUUCCAUCCGUUUAAUUGUGCACAAGAGCUGAAAUAUAAGGUGCUUUCAUCUUCACCACGGUCUAGUUGUAAUAUUAGAUUCAAUGUUAUUACACGCCAUAGCUUUAUGAAUAGUCCACUCUAUUAUAGCAUUUUGUCAUACAUUUAUUUCAUUGCACUUGUUUCUGUAAAUUCUGAUCAAGGAAGUGGAUUGAGGUAGCAAAUGC
Molecule: messenger RNA, 1974 nt
Organism: Abrus precatorius (Indian licorice)
Lineage: Eukaryota; Viridiplantae; Streptophyta; Magnoliopsida; Fabales; Fabaceae
Product: nucleobase-ascorbate transporter 6-like
Exons: 15
Coding region: 188-1783 (531 amino acids)
Biological process (GO): transmembrane transport
Cellular component (GO): plasmodesma; membrane
Molecular function (GO): transmembrane transporter activity
Source: RefSeq, a predicted model, not a curated record